Molecule: messenger RNA, 1050 nt
Organism: Mollisia scopiformis
Lineage: Eukaryota; Fungi; Ascomycota; Leotiomycetes; Helotiales; Mollisiaceae
Product: putative fructose-1,6-bisphosphatase
Exons: 3
Coding region: 1-1050 (349 amino acids)
Biological process (GO): gluconeogenesis; fructose 1,6-bisphosphate metabolic process; sucrose biosynthetic process
Cellular component (GO): cytosol; cytoplasm
Molecular function (GO): fructose 1,6-bisphosphate 1-phosphatase activity
Source: RefSeq, a predicted model, not a curated record
AUGACUUCCAACGGCAACGGCGCUCCUAUGCAGGAGGAGAGGAUCAACGUUGACAUCAUAACCCUCACCCGUUUUCUCACAGAAGAGCAGUCAAAACAUAAGGAAGCCACUGGAGAUUUCACGUACCCCUCCAGAUUACUCUGCCACGCUCUCCAAUUCUCCUUCAAAUCGAUAGCAUAUUACAUUCGACGUGCGACCCUCAUCAACCUUACCGGCCUCGCAGGCUCAAGCAACACAACCGGCGAUGACCAGAAGAAGCUGGAUGUUAUUGGCAAUGAUCUCUUCAUCGCUGCCAUGCGUUCGUCAGGAAAGUGCGCAGUGCUCGUUUCAGAAGAGGAAGAGGAAGCCAUUUUCUUCCCAGAACACAAAAAUGCUCGUUACGCAGUAGCAUGUGAUCCUAUCGAUGGAUCUUCCAAUCUGGAUGCUGGUGUCUCUGUCGGGACGAUUUUUGGAAUCCACAAGCUGGCAGAAGGCUCAACGGGAACAAAGGAAGAUCUUUUAAAGCCUGGUACAGAGCUGAUUGCUGCCGGGUUCACCAUGUAUGGUGCAUCGGCACAAUUGGUUAUUACUAUGAAGGGCGGUAGCGUUAAUGGCUUCACCAUGGACAACGCCCUGGGAGAAUUCAUUCUCACUCACCCUGACAUGAAGAUGCCAAAGAAGAGAGCGAUCUACUCGGUCAAUGAGGGUAAUUCACUGUACUGGGAAGAUUCAACCAAGGAUUACUUCAACUCACUGAAGUACCCAACCGAGGAAGGUGGUAAACCAUACUCAGCCAGAUACAUUGGAAGUAUGGUUGCGGAUGCCUACCGAACUCUGCUCUAUGGUGGUAUCUUUGCCUAUCCUGCGGAUAAGAAGAGUCCGAAGGGCAAGCUAAGAAUUUUGUAUGAGUGUGCACCAAUGGCUAUGGUUUUCGAGAAUGCGGGUGGUCAAGCAUUGAACAGUAAGAUGAAGCGAAUGAUGGAGGUCGUACCCGAGCACAUUCAUGACAGAUCAGGUAUAUUCAUGGGCAGCUACGAUGAGAUGGAGAAGGUCAAGUCAUUCCACAAGUAA